Molecule: messenger RNA, 411 nt
Organism: Arthroderma uncinatum
Lineage: Eukaryota; Fungi; Ascomycota; Eurotiomycetes; Onygenales; Arthrodermataceae
Exons: 3
Coding region: 1-411 (136 amino acids)
Source: RefSeq, a predicted model, not a curated record
AUGUGUGAUCAAUGGAAGGCCCCAAAUGAAGGGACUCCUUGCUGGAUUGAGAUCUUCGCCACCGACCUUGCCCGAGCUGAAAAAUUCUACUCGACUGUCUUUAAUUGGACCUUCGACAAGGCCUGCCCUGGACGAACCGACGAGAUCUCUGUCUUCCGCUUCCCUGACAAGUGUGUCGGAAGCCUUGGCGGUAGCAUUUCCAAGAUCAAUCCAGGAGAGCACACCAUCGGCCCAAAGACCAUCAAGUUGUACCUCUAUGUCAACGAUCUAGAGAAAACUAUGGAGAAAAUCGUUGCAAACGGAGGAAAGAAGUGUAGUGAUGUGGUCGCCGAAGGAGAACACGGGGAAAUCAUGCAUCUCCAAGACACAGAGGGAAAUGGUAUCGGCAUUUAUUCAACAAAGAAAAAAUAA